This is a messenger RNA of Saccostrea echinata, 591 nucleotides long. RefSeq lists its product as uncharacterized. The record is from RefSeq and is a predicted model, not a curated record. Lineage: Eukaryota; Metazoa; Mollusca; Bivalvia; Ostreida; Ostreidae. The transcript has a single exon. Bases 1 to 591 code for a protein of 196 amino acids.
AUGUUUUAUUCAGAGUCAACUAAAGAGACAAAACUUAGAGUAAUUCGUCAACUGACUCAAAAAGAAGAUUUCAUGUUGAGAGUUGUCGCGACAAGUGCCUUAGAAAUCGGUGUAGAUGUUGUGGAAUGCCAUAGUGUUGAUUUGUAUGGACCCCCACCAACCCUGGUGGGCUUGCUCCAAGAAUGUGGUCGAGUUGGACGAGAUGGUAAAGACUCUGUCGCAUUUAUUCUACAUCACUCUUAUCAAUACCAAAACACGGACGAGGAACUGAAGACAGUAGUAAAAUCAAGCAAAUGCAGGAGAAUGGCUAUUAUGACAAACUUUAUUUCAACUACUGAACUUACUGUAAUUGGGAAUAUUAAUAGUGAAUUGGCAAAACACUCAUGCUGUGAUUUCUGUGAAAAAUGCUGCAACUGUGGCAAUUGUAGUAAAUUUAAACUGAUGUUAGAGAAGUGUGUUGAGGAGGACAUUGAAUAUAUCCAUUUUGAUUCUGACCUCAGUGAUGCUGAUAGUGAUGACACAGUUUUAUAUUAUGAAUUUGAUUUCCUCGGAUCAGCUGAAUCAGACACAGAGCUUUUAGAAUGUACCUGA